GGGGGCGAAACACGAUGGCGGGCAUGCCGUGGCGCUGCCUUGUCCGCCUCGAUGCUUGUACUGGGCGAGGGAGCGAUCGGGCGAGACAGUGGUGGUCGAGCUGCUGGGACUAGCUCGGGCAUGUGCUUGUGAGUGCGCGCGACAUUUGCGACAUGGUGAGCCAACAGCUAAAAACAUGUUCGGGGGACCUUCGUGCAGAGUAUGGAGGGCAGAUGAAGAUUCCGACGUCCAAUGCCAAGCCACUACCACAUCAAUCAACAGCCCGCCAGUGGAUGGACUGUUUUGGGAAGAGCAUUUUCGGGGGAAUUUUCGCACGAUUCUGCCCAAGGAGGGUUGGUGGCCCAAGACCGUGCGAGGCUGACCAACACGGAAUAUGUCACUUAUGCGCCACAUGCCCACAGCUAGAGCCUCAUACUGGAUAACCACGCGCACGCGGAACAGCUUACCACAUCGGGCUGUGUUGCCCGGGGAACACGUCAUUGUUAUAUCUUGGACACCGUCAUGGGCUCCGGCGGCGCAGACAGUGUUGAAUCAGAACUUCCAUUUGAAUCAUUCGUUUGUUCACCUUCCCCAGUAUGAGUGAAGUGUAACAGGCAGGAUGAUGUCAGGAGUCGGAUGGACGCGGGAGGAAUGAACUACGCGUGCGCGAUCUCCGAUAGGUACUUGAACCAUGCCGCAUUGCCUUCCGAAAAACGUUUUCUCAGCCCGGUUGCCCGUGAUCUUUUUCUGCUUUGCGAGGAGAGCUGAUACGACGUGCUGUACACAUCCUAUGUUUCAAGCAACUUGCUGUGUCAGGUGGAUCUAUUGAGUCGUGUUGAGUGCUGCGGUCCGUAACGGUGAGGACUUCGGAAUCCCUUUCCCUCCCUCCCACGUUUGUCUCCCCAGCUGCUGCAGUUGUUGUUCUUCUGCGUCAGCAAUCUGGAUCAGGGCGCCGUUGUUUUUCGAGGUGCGCAGGCUGCAAUGGCCACGGCAAAUGAUGAGACCUCGCCGAAGAAAGCGAGGACAGACUGCACCAAGAAGGCGAGGAUCGUAGUGUGUGGUGCAGGCUGGUGGUCGCAAGGGUGGCACCUCCCACACCUUCAUCGUAACCCAAACUCAGAGAUUGCCGCCAUCGUCGAACCCAAUCCUGCUCCGAAGUGUGUCGAGGGCGACAGCAAAACAACAGAUGAGCUGCGCGAGUUGUACAGCGUUCCUGUCUUUCGCAGCAUGGACGACCUCCUCGCUUCGGAAGUGGCUAGGAUGGUGGACGGAAUCAUUAUUUGCACUUCGCAUGCAAGUCAUCACGAAGUUGGCAUGAAAGCCAUGUCAGCGGGAUGGCACAUCCUGAUAGAAAAACCGAUGACAACGGAUCCAUUCGAAGCGUUCGAGUUGACCAAAGCCGCAUCGUCGUACGGUAAGGCUUUGAUGGUGAACAACUCGGCAAACUUCCGGCAGCAGUCUAAGCGAGCGCAUGACCUUGUACGUGGUGGCAGAAUUGGCGAAGUGAAGCACGUAAGUUGCGCGUUAUUCAGCCCUCUGGCAUGGCUGUUUCACAAUCCAGCGAAUGUAGGUUGGGUCAAACCUACUGGCACAAUGCUUGGGAAUGGCUUUGCGUGGGGUCAACUGUCGCAUACGUUCGCGUGGGUCUACCUGGUCACUGGACUGACGCCGAAGAGCGUAUUUUGUCACAUGAGCUAUUCUGGAACGACUGGAGCCGAUAUAUACGAUUCUGCGACCGUUCGUUGCACGGGAGGUGCCACGAUCUCCGUUCAGGGAAUAGGCGACAUCCCAGGUUCAUGCAAAAAGGUCGACAACAAGAUCAUCGGUACAGAGGGUAUGCUUCUUUUUAGUGGUGACAUUGUCGAAUCUACAGGGUCGGGAGAGAAUUCGUGCGUGUCCGAGGGACUGGUCCUGCAGCGCCACGACGGCAACAACGAGAAGUUCCCAGGCUUCGAGUUCGAGAACUUUGAGAAGGAGGGUAACGGCCCCGAGUCCGUACAGACACUCAUCGCCGCCUGCCUUGGCCAAAACAUUUUCAAUGCAGCCGAUGCUGAUGUCGGUUGCAAGACGGUCGUUUCGAUAGAGGCGAUGUACCGCAGCGCGAAGCUGGGGCAAGAGGUGGAAGUCAGGGCUUCUGAGUCUGCCUAGAGUUGAAGCCUGCGGCGGCUACAUCACGACCUCCACGGCCCUGGUAUCAUCUCUUACAGUCGGGGCCCCGAAGAAGGAACCCUUUUCGUUGGGGAGGGGCUCCGUGUUCCUUAAGUG
Messenger RNA from Prorocentrum cordatum, 2244 nucleotides. NCBI's taxonomy places the organism in Eukaryota, Dinophyceae, Prorocentrales, Prorocentraceae. The record is from the annotation of a GenBank genome assembly.